CAACGACAAAAGAAUUCUUGUUAAAAGUAGGAAAGUAGACUAAAAAUACACCCGAUGUGAACAAUUCCACAUUUCCCUAACUACGUAUGCUAAGUUCCAGCUUGUAUUGCUGCGUGUAACACUGUUGCUAUAGAAACUGGUAAAUGAUACCUGGGCUAUUGCUAGGUAACCGCCCGCAACAGUAGAAAAACUGUUACGAGUCGAUUUUCUGUUUUGUCCGUCCAAAGGAAUAUAACCAGGGCUCCACUGCAUUUGAUAUUACUCGAACUGGGAGAACCUUCAGCGUUAAAAUCCAUUACAGGUCUUUCUGGUUUGGAAAUGGAACGUGUUACGCAGAACAUUCGAGCUUGUGUUCCGGCCGAAACAGAAGGUGACAACUGCUGUUCUCAUGACGAACUCCGAGAGAGCACAAAACAGGCCCGAGACUCGUCCAUCAGCGGCUGCUUCGGGUGGGUCCAAAAAUGGAUACUAUGCAACCAAAAUGACUUGGAUAGUGAUGAAGAUCCUUAUGAGAGGAAAUGCCCAGACAACACGGGAGAGGGCACAGAAGACUCCCGAGACUCGUCCACCUGCGGGUGCUUCGAGAGCAUCCGAAGAUGGGUAUGUGAGAAGUUUUCCAGGUGCCUCGCAAAAAAACAAGAGACCAUGACAGCACAGCGACCUGUGACGGCGACAACCCAGCGCCCU
This is a messenger RNA of Cryptotermes secundus, 687 nucleotides long. RefSeq lists its product as uncharacterized. The transcript is spliced from 4 exons. NCBI's taxonomy places the organism in Eukaryota, Metazoa, Arthropoda, Insecta, Blattodea, Kalotermitidae. The record is from RefSeq and is a predicted model, not a curated record. The annotation marks the transcript as partial.